AUGAUACAAGGAAGUGAAUUAUGUAUGGAAGAAGAUAAAUUAAAUAUCAAAAAUUGUAAACAUAAUAAUCAUGAUAGAAAUAUUUUUAAUAAAAAUAAUAUUAUAAAAAUUCAAAAUAAUAUUUAUCCAACUAUUAAUACAAAUAUACAAUUUUUAUUACAAAGUGUUUCAAAUGAGUUAGCUAAUAUAGAUGAAGAAUUUUAUGAUAUUUCAUCGACAAAAUUUAUUAAUGAAAAUGAUAAAAAAAUUAUUUAUGUUACAUUUGCUACAACAUCAACAAAAAUGUUUUUAAAAAAUUGGUUAUGUAAUAUUUAUGGUUUAGAGAAUGGUUUAACAAAUGCUACUAUUUUUAGAAAAGUUCUUUUAAUUAGUCUAGAUUCUGAUUUAUGUCAAGAAGUUAUCAAUGAAUAUAAAUUAUCUUGUCUAUACAUACCAGCAGGAAAGGAAUCUAAUAAAGAAAUUAAAACAAAUGAUAUUUUAAGAAAAUGGAAUAUAUUUGUUGUAGAUAUUUUAAAAACAAUACUUGAUCAAGAUAUUAAUAUAUUUUAUUUUGAUACAAAAAAUAUUUGGUUAAAAGAUCCAAAAAUGUUAUUAAAAAAUACAACAUUAAUUGAUGAUGCUGAUAUUGUAUUAUCUAAUAAGGAUAUAAUAGAUCACCCUUACCAUUUCUCUUCAAAUCCUUUACUUAUAUAUGCUACAAAAGCAUCAAAAAGAUUUUUAGCAAAAUUAAAUUUUAAUUUAAAAAUAUUAAAAAAUGAGGAGUUAUCAACAAAUAUUUAUAUUGAAUUAAUUAAUGAACUUUGUGAAAUUAUGUAUUACGGAACAGUUUGUAGAGAAUUUAGUAGAAAUGAUAUUUGUGAUAUGAAUUAUUGUAAUAGUUCAAAAUCAAAUAACAAUAAAAUGAAUCAAACAAUUAUCUUUAAUGACUUUAAUAUUUUGCUCAAUAAUUCACAAAAAUAUACUAUUAUGAAGAGAAGAAAUUUAUGGUUUUUAAAACCAGAUUAUUUAAAUGAAAAUAUAACUCAAUGUUCUUUAACAAAAGUUAAAAAAGUUAUUGAAUAA
Molecule: messenger RNA, 1062 nt
Organism: Strongyloides ratti
Lineage: Eukaryota; Metazoa; Nematoda; Chromadorea; Rhabditida; Strongyloididae
Product: Nucleotide-diphospho-sugar transferase family-containing protein
Exons: 2
Coding region: 1-1062 (353 amino acids)
Source: RefSeq, a predicted model, not a curated record